GGUUGCAUGCUUAGCCCACACAGGAAGCUGUCUCAUGUCAGAUGCAAUAUGGAAACACCCCUGUGUGAAAUGUUGGUGCUGUUUAGCAAAACCUGAUGACUUGACAUUACAAAGCAGCUGAAACAACGGAGUCUGGAUCUGGCUUGAGAUAUUAGAAGUCAUGUCUGCUCCAAGGGCAAAUAAGGAAGACAAGAAAAAGAAGCUUGGUUCUCGUCGCUCUAAAGCCAAGCAAAGUGAACCACAAGAGGCUGAUGAGAUUAACUUCAUGGGCAGUGCUUCUGUAGUAGAAGAAAAUACUGAAUCACCACAUGUAUGUAAUCCUGACAAGUCAGAGAAUGAAACCCAGCAUCAACCUUUUUCAGAACGCACAGAGAAGAGAAGGAAAUUGGGGUCUAGUCGGAUCAAUAGAGGACGGCAAAAUGUAAAGGAUGCGGAAACUGCAUCGUCUCACAAAGCUAGAGAAGUUGACGAAAAGCCAACAAGUGAUGAAGAUCUCGAACCAAAACGCGUGUCAUGGGAAACACAGUUUAAGAAACAGGAAGACUUCAGUCAAGCAAGAGAGCAUGAAACAUCUGCAACAGAAAGCAGCUCCUUAUGUUCUGUCAGUACGUCACACGAUUCAGAGUUUGAUUAUGUUGAUCAGCGAGAGGAUGUCUCACAAAUGUUGAUUUCUAGAAGUAAAAACCUUAAAGCGAAUGAAAACGAGUGUACAGUGGCGUUUGAUUCAGAUAAGUUUGCGACGACUGUGCUGAAAGAGACGCACACAACUGAAACUCCACUAAGUGAGAAAGUCAGAGAACAUUCACAAUCUAACAACAUGUCUGAAAUAGGUUUGAGUGUACAUUCAUCAACAGAUCAGGAGCUUAUUUAUCAAUCAAAUUUGUUAAAGAUGCCAAAAGAAGAACAAUUUGAAGUACAUUCUGAAACAGAUAAAGAGAACACAGAAAGAUGUGAAGAUACAGACGCGCCACUGCUGGAUGGAAAUUUACUCAGCACUAACUUGACGAGUGAGUCACACAUGAGUGUUUUAGAGGUUUGUGCCACAGCAGAAAUAACCGACCAAACAGAAGUGCCGCCUGCAGAUGAGGCCCAGUGUGAGGCUUCCCCACAGAACUCUGUCUGUGAAGUUGCCAGAGGCGUUAAUAGUACUGAAACCUUUGAAAUAGCAGAAGAGACGUUACUAAUGCAGAUAGCGGUGCCUGUAAAAAAACAAGUGGAAACCUGGCCAGCCUCAUCUGACACAGUCCGUCUUCCUGACACAUAUGAGUUAAACAGCUCACAUAUGAGCCCUCAGGUCAACCAACAGCCUGUUGAGAUGCCCGAUGAAAGAGAUGACCAUCAGGCAAUUUCACAGGUCAGCAGUUCUGAGAGUAGCUUGUCUGUCACACAGGGGGUAAUCAUAGAAAGAAGCCCCUCUGCAGAAAAUGUAGGGCCUGAAUGCGACGUGGAGCAAGUAGCUGCAUCAGGAAAAGAACUAUCUAUGAAUGAGGAACAAAAUGAGAAUUUUAACUUAACAGACAUUAUGGAAAAUAUCUAUGUCUCCUCAGAAAAUCUCGAAACCCAAGCUAAGUUUGAAGACACACAACAAUCUGAGUUACGUGUGGAAAGUUUUGAUUCUUCAGGUACUAGUCAGGAAGGUUCAAAUCCUGACAAGAAACACGAGUUUCCCUCAAAAGAAAAGAUCUUUCUUCCUUUAGAGCAAACGAGUAAAGAUUAUGAUUCCAAGAAAUCACACUCCAGAAAUCCAGAAAGACAAGACACUGAACUAAGUGAGGUGUAUGAGGCUGAAGGCCAACUAGAGGAAAACAUAAAAACCACUGCUGAACAAACAAGUCAUGAGCAGAAAGAAGGACUAUUCUAUGAAGGUGAGGAGAGCAACAAUCAGGAAAACCUCACCCUCGUGAGCACAGAAGAGCAAAUGACUAAUUUCAAUCCUAUUGGGAGCAGAAGAAAACUUGGAUCCAGACGUAUGAACAGAGGACACCAGCAGGUCAGAGACUCUCCUGCCGAGUCAUGCCAUGAAAAUGAAGAGGAUAACAUAGGAGAUAAUAGAUCGAAUGGAACAACUAAAGACACAUUAGCUUUACAGACAAUAAAGCAGGAAGAAACAACUCAAGAGACUGUGUGUGAUAUUAUCAUGUCUGUCACAGAUGACAGCUCCUUACAUUCAGUGAACAUGGCUGGUGAUUGUUCUCAGGUUCAGAACACAACACCAGCCCUGUGUUCACAGGCUGCUUUAAUGGAAGCAAGUGAAAAUCUACAAGAGGCAAACAAUGAAAAUGAAGCCGACUCCGAAGUGGAGGCUUUAAAUGAAUCACUGGAAGACUUAUCAGUAGAAGGGGCCAUAGCUCACAGUCCUCAGAGUAAAGAGCAUUAUGCCAGAGAAAACGCCCAAACCAAGGAAGAUCAGGAACAUGUGGACUAUCAAGUGUAUGAAACCCAGGAAGCGCAGACCACUGACAUAGAAGAACCCAAUGACACUGGAUUAUUUCAGUUGACUGAAGAGGAUAAAGAACCCACUGCUGCACAAACAGGUCACCAGGGGAAACGUGAACUCUGGAGUCCUGCAGCACACACACAACCUGCAGGCAGCACUGAGCAAGUCAGACUUUCCUCACCAACAGAGGAGUGGUCUAAAAGCGAAGAGCAACAUGUCAAUUUAUGUGAGGCUGGAGGAGCUCAGGCCUCAGAUGAUGGCGUAAGUGAAGCGCAUGAACCGGACGUGAAGCAAAGACACAAACAAAAGCAUGCGGCGCAAGAAGCCGCAGAAAACGCUGUCUUUUCCGUGAAGCCCAUGCACCAGGCUGAAACAAUGGACUCACACCAAAGCAACAUGGAUGCUCAUAACAAUAAACCACAGGGCAGGAACACUGGAGCAGACACUGAACAGAGUGAAGAGUCUGUGGAGAGUCAGGGCCCAGCAGAGGAAGCCGUGCACAUAGAGACCCAGGACAACACCUUCAGCAUGACUGAGCAGGAGGACACGGACUUCAGAUUGAUGGGGAACAAAAGAAAAGCAAGGUCCAGACGUAAAAACAAGGGACAACAGCAAGUUAAAGACUUUAAUGUUGAAACAGCUACAACAUCAGAGACAGAAAUCCAGGACACAUCAUUGGAAACUAUGCUGGAGGAAGCAGACACACCUCAAACUAAGGAUGUUAGAGAUCAAGGAGAAGAAGAGGAUGCUCACAGUGGCACUAGUGUACAAUCAAAUGUUACAGAUGAACAGGUAAUGGACCAAUCGGGUUUAACCAAGGUGCAUGUUGAUGAAAGUCCCCACAAGUCGUCUGUUACACAUACAGAAAGCAUUGAAAAAGACAGGGACGCAGAUUUGUUAAAGCAGUGUGAGACUUUACAGACCAGCAGUUGUGAAAGCGAGUUAAAGCCAGAAGUUAGCGAGUCGUCUGCCGCGCUGGACAAAACCAGAGAAAACAGCGCCUUUGAGGAAGAGACAGGACCUGGAGGUAGAGCUGAGCCGGCAGCACUUUCAUCACCAAAGGAACAAAAUGAGAGUUUGGUAUUAUCUGAAGUCACAGAGCACACACAGACAGCACAAGGGCAAGACGUUGAAUGCAUCUCAGUUGGAGAGAACAGGUCAUCGGUUCAGAGUCUGUUAGAUGCACAUGGUCCUGUGGACUCCCAGCCAGAGGUCACCUCUCAAAACAGGGAGGAAAGUCACACAGGCCUCAAAUCAGCAGAACACAGAAGAAAACUGGGCUCAAGGAGGACCAAAGGGAAACAGCACGGACUCGACUCUGCUUCUGAAACAGACCUCAAACAUAAAGAGGACGCAGGAAACACGUGGGGAGAUGGAGAAGUGUCAUUAACAACAGACACGAGGCAGGAAGAAUUAAAACAGCAAGCAGACCCAGGUGUCAACGCUUCAGAGCAGCUAAGAAACAGAAAUAAAGGGGAAACCACAAGGAAGAUCAGAAAGGAAGAGACACCCUCAUCACAUAAUGUGGUGGAGCACAGUAUAACUGAGACAAGUGAUGUGACCUCAAGGUCAGACAAGGACGACGCUCUGCACAAACACACAGACGCAUGUGACGAUCCCACAGAGAAUGAGCAAAUGAAGAGCAGCGAGGCUGUCGAAACAGCUAGAUCUGCAGCAUCACAGAGAGCGGGGAAGGAGGAACUAAGUGAAGAGGCUGUAGAUGAGGAUGUUUUGCAUCGAGUUUCUAGUCCUGAUCUUCCUACUGACGUUCAUACACAUGAUAGAACUAAAACAGGCCUGGAAAGUCUGAUUCAUGAAAGUGAUAGUUUCCAAGAAGAGCAUGAACAAAGAGAAAUGGUUGUUGAAUCAGUGGGAGCCACAUCAGAAGAAAUGGAGCAAUCUGACUGUUUCGGGGGUAAAGAGGCAGCGAGUAGUGACGGUUUUACUACCAAACAGGAUGAUUCUGAUUCUGACACCAAGCACGACAGUCCUACAGAAGAAAACAUCACCAAGGAGUUAGACCAGACACAUCAGGAUCAUCAUGCGUCUGAUGAAGUGAACCCACAGACCAGUGAUGCAGAAAGUGUACGGACCGGAUCGGCUCAUGUAAAUAAGAGUGAACGCCAAGAAGAAGACGAGAUAAAACCACUUGCUGAGCAGAUGAGUCACGUGGAGAAGGAGGACACUCCCUCUCCUGCUCAGGACAGUGAAUGGUCUUUCCAGUCCCUGCAGUCAGAGAUACAUGUCUCAGUAGAACCACAGACUCAUGACAACUCUGUGAGUGAGAAAGAGCAAGAUAACAAAGACUUCAGGUCCAUGGGGAGCAGGAGAAAACUGGGGUCCAGUCGUAGAAAUCACGGGAAGGGGCACGGCAGGAAUCCAGAGUCCUCCCAGACGCCCACAGCAGAAGCCAGCAACACUGUGGGUGGUGAAGCUGAAGCAUCAGUGGGAACCAUGCAGGACCCUCCUCACACUGAAGACAGAGAUGCACCCAUUAACAUGCCUGAGUCAGCCUGCAUUUCUAUACAAUCAGGUUCUACGCUGGACCAACAGCUGAUUGACCAGUUAAACUCCAUGAUGCAGAUUCCUAACGAGGAACAUUCCCAUGUGUCUGUAUCAGACACAGAAAGCAGUGAAAGAGACCAGGACACCGUGUGUUUAAAGGUAGAGGAGGUAGAAGGUAGAGAGUCGUCUGUCACACUGCAGAAAAGCAGAGACAAAACCUGCACCGGGGAGGAAACAGAACACGAUUGGCCCGUUGAGCAAGCCCCCCUUUCAUCAUCACAAAAGGAGAUGUCUACAAAUGAGGAACCAAGUGAGCGUGUCACUGUAGCUCACCAUAUGGACACUGCUGCAGGGAAGGUGCAUGAAGAGGAGCUUCAAAGAGAAGAAAAGCAAGAAAUGGAUCCAGCUCAUUACAGCAGAUCAUCGGCUCAGAGUCUGUUAGAUGCACAUGGUCCUGUGGACUCCCAGCUAGAGGUCACCUCUCAAAACAGGGAGGAAAGUCACACAGGCCUCAAAUCAGCAGAACACAGAAAAAAACUGGGCUCAAGCCGAAGGACUAAAGGAAAACAGCACGGACUCGACUCUGCUUCUGAAACAGACCUCAAACAUAAAGAGGACGCAGGAAACACGUGGGACGAUGGAGAAGUGUCAUCAACAACAGACACGAGGCAGGAAGAAUUAAAACAGCAAGCAGACCCAGGUGUCAACGCUUCAGAGCAGCUAAGAAACAGAAAUGAAGGAGAAACCACAAGGAAGAUCAGAAAGGAAGAGACACCCUCAUCACAUAAUGUGGUGGAGCACAGUAUAACUGAGACAAGUGAUGUGACCUCAAGGUCAGACAAGGACGACGCGCUGCACAAACACACAGACGAGAGUAAGAAUUUAACUCUGCUUACAGGUAAAACUGACAGCUUGGACCAUGUGGAGACGUUGAUGGUGACAACAAAGACAUUGGAGAAUAGAAAACCACAGCCAUCACUGAGUGACCAGCUGCUCCAACCAAGAACAGAAGGCACCGUACAGCCUGAAAGUGGUGGUGAGACUGCACAAAGUACAACAAAAGACGAGCAAGGUCCAGAGGCUAUGAAGUCAGCAGACGUACCUGGUGUGACUGUUUCAAGCGACGUGAAUGAAGGCGCUAAUAACACAAACUUUGACAUAAGGAAUGCAAGUCCAAAUUUUAAUUCAACCAACAGAAGAAGAAAAAUGGGCUCCACCCGCAGGAAUCUUGGAUCACCAUCCAAACAGGAACCCUUGAACCAAAAGCAGGACACACCUGAACCAGCUGGAGGUGCUGGACAUGGUUUAAGUGGAAAUGCCUCGGGAACCACAUGGCUGCAGCCACAAAAGCAACACCAAGAAAGUGAGUCUGAACUAAAGGAGGAGAACGGAGGAGAGGAGCACAGCAGCAUUAGCGAGUCUCAGUUCAAAGCUGUGGUUUAUCAGACAGACGAAAGAGUCCCCGAUUCUCCGUCAGAAGAAACCAGGCCUCAAGUGAGUCAGGAUCACCUCGCUACGAAGCCAUCCACUUCCCCCGAACAGGACGACGCCCCGGAGUCAUCCAAUGGAGGGAGAAGAAGAAAGUUUGGAUCCAACCGCAAGUCCCGUGGAAACUAUGGGGAUCAGACAGCAAGAGAGGACAGAACAGUAGAAGCUCCAAAAGACGGUGGUUCCACUGAGGAACAGACAAACAACGGAGGAGGCCGAGAAGAAUCUGUGGGUUUGGACAAACAAGAGACGUCAAACGUACAGAUUAAUGAAGGCGACAGGAAACUGUCGUCCAACGUGAGCGCUGCAGGAGAGUCACAGAGGCCUGGCAGUGAGAAAGCAAAACAAGUUGCUCCUUAUGUUGGAAUCAACCUGAGUCACAAGAGCUUUUCUUUGGCUGGUGAUUCCACAGAAGCAGACGUCAGGUCAAGAGGUUACAAUGUUCUGAUGGUUGGAGACACCAGCGUCGGCAAGACCUCCUUCAUGAAACGGGCUCAGAGUGGAAAGUUUUCUUUGGAUUUACCGUCGUCUGUUGGCCUUGAUUCCUGCAUGUGGACCGUGGUCGUGGACGGAAAACGUGUGGUGCUGCAUUUAUGGGACACAGCUGGGCAAGAAAGGUUUCACAGCAUCACUAGACAGAUCUUCCACAAAGCCCAGGCAUUUCUUUUGAUGUAUGACGUGACUUCAUCUAAGAGCUUCUCUGCAGUGAGCUACUGGGCCAACUGUAUUCAGGAAGGGGCUGCAGAGAAUGUGUGCAUUUUGCUCCUUGGAAAUAAGAGCGACUGUGUAGAACGGCAGGUUAAAACCCGGGACGGAGAAAGUCUUGCUAAGGAGUACAAGUUUGACUUCAUGGAGUGCAGCGCUGCCACUGGUCAAAAUGUGAUUGAGUGUUUGGAGACCAUUGCCAGGACGUUGACUCAGAGAACUGACACAUCGCAGGAAGCGGUGGCGUUAGAGCAAGAACCUCGGCCGAAGAAAAGAUCAGGAUGUUGCUAAAAUCAGACAGGACCAGUGGUGAGAUCCUGUCCACACUGAACUUCAUGUUCGAGCUUGUUUCUUCACGAAAAGCCUCUGUAGUUUAUUGCAGUUACACGGUUAGUGACCAAAUGUCAGGGAGUUCUUACACAUCUGUCAUUAAUACUUUAUAUCCUUUUGCACUUCUAAAUUAUUAAUAACUUGCAAAGCUCUACUUGUGCAACUUCAAAUGAUCACAAUUUAGUAUUUAUACACACACGUAAAUAAAACAUGCACUAGUAAUUGUGCAAUAUUCCUGUAAAACUAGAGCGAAGUUCAUUUAGCAGUGUUAAUAAUUAAAUAAAGUUCCUUUCAGUGUUUACUGUGUUUUGAUCAAGUCUUAGCACCCGUUCUUGUUGAAAUGUCACAGAAUCGUAAGCAAAUUUAUAUGUCCACAGUGAGAUAGAGGUCGUAAUGUUUUAAUAGGCUUUCAGGAUAAAUGUUAUUUUUGUUUUGCGUAAUACUCUAGACCUUGUUGAGUACCAUGAUUUAAAUGUUGCUGUCACGUCUUGUGCGUAAUAAACCUUGAAAACACCA
This is a messenger RNA of Betta splendens (Siamese fighting fish), 7981 nucleotides long. It is a transcript of the gene rab44, whose product is annotated as RAB44, member RAS oncogene family. The transcript has 10 exons. Lineage: Eukaryota; Metazoa; Chordata; Actinopteri; Anabantiformes; Osphronemidae. Gene Ontology annotation, molecular function: GTP binding; GTPase activity. The record is from RefSeq and is a predicted model, not a curated record. Bases 161 to 7426 code for a protein of 2421 amino acids.